This is a messenger RNA of Macadamia integrifolia, 1071 nucleotides long. Its product is annotated as late embryogenesis abundant protein D-34-like. Lineage: Eukaryota; Viridiplantae; Streptophyta; Magnoliopsida; Proteales; Proteaceae. The record is from RefSeq and is a predicted model, not a curated record. The transcript is spliced from 2 exons. The coding region runs from base 76 to 873 and encodes 265 amino acids.
CUGAACGGUACACACACACUGAACACAGCCAAGAGUUAACCAAAAUCAGGUCAGAGCAUUCAACGUAUAGUGAAAAUGAGUCAGCAACAGCCACAGAGGCCUCAACAAUCUGGCGGGCAGGAGCAGCAGCAGCAGCAACCCAUCAAAUAUUCCGACGUGUUUCCAGUCUCCGGCGACCUCGCCACCAAACCCAUCGCUCCAGAAGACGCUGCCAUGAUGCAGAGUGCCGAGAACCUGGUCUUAGGCAAGACCAAGACGGGUGGCCCAGCCUCUGUGAUGCAAUCAGCUUCCAAGUUUAACGAAGAGGCAGGUCUCGUUGGUCACACUGACGUUAACGAUGUCACGGCUGAGGAAGGCGUCAACGUUACUGAGGUUCAGCUCCCCGUCGGCCGCAUCAUCUCCGAAUCAGUUGCCGGACAGGUGGUUGGACAAUACGCGCAGCCAGAGCCGUUGCAGCAGAGAUCAACGGCAUCUGUUCUUGAACAGAACGGAAUAACCAUAGGAGAGGCAUUAGAAGCGUCUGCACUGACGGCAGGUGAUAAGCCAAUGGAUCGAAGUGAUGCGGCGGCGAUACAGGCGGCGGAGGUGAGAGCGACGAGGAGGAAUGAUAUUGUGCCAGGAGGGGUCGCAGCUGCGGCUCAAUCGGCAGCAAAUCUGAAUGAGCGAACCAUGCGAGAUGAAAAUAAGAUUAAGUUGGCAGAUGUUUUAACAGGUGCAACGGCGAAGUUGCCAGCCGAUAAGGCGCCCACUAGUCAGGAUGCUGAAGGAGUGGUGGCUGCCGAGAUUAGGAACGAUCCCAAUUUGGCCACUCAUCCUGGUGGUGUGGCUGCUUCUGUUGCCGCCGCUGCAAGUCUUAACCAGAAGAAUCCUUAGGGUAGUGAUGCUGGACUGUACGGACUAUUAACUGCUCUGUUUUGUAUGUGGUUGUAUGUAGCUUGUCUCUUCCUCGAUCUACAUCUGUGUAGGAAGAACUGAAGGAGUAGUAUAGUUAGAAGGGUUUUGGAGAUGCAAGUCUGGCUUGUAAUUUUGGAAGUGGUAUUAGUAAGUUAGUAUGUUAGUUUUACGUUUCUA